UCGAGCUCGACGAGGAGCGAACGAACAGCGAGCGCGCGACAAAUAGUCUGUUCAUUUGUCUCUCAUGGCUUCGUCACCGGCUGACGCCCACAUCGAGCCCGCCGUCGAGUCGUCUGUCACCCGCCUUCUCGUCUCUAUAAAGCAGCUCCUCGAAGCCCUCACCCAAUGGAGCCAGCUCAAGGUCGACGAGAACGCGGUCAGCGAUGUAUACGUGCGUCUGGGCAACGACUUCAAUACAGCUGUGUUCGCAUUUGCGUCCUACCGGAUCGACAUGGCGGAGCUCCUAAGCGUGCCAGAUGACCUGCGGGGGGUGCUGGAGCAAUGCCUGGCAGAGGAGGCCAAUAACGAAAACCUGCAAAUGUAUCUGCCCACCGUGCGCCAGAUCAUCAAGAAUCUCCUGCAGGGUCUGCGCGAGAAGCAGUCCAUCUACCGCCGCAUCGUGUCCGAGCACAAGCACCGCUCCGAUGCGUCAGGCCACGAGCGCACAGAGAGCCGCAGCUCGCGCGGAUCUCGCAGCCACCGCUCGACGAGCUCGCGCGCGGUUGCUGAGGGCGCCGGCUCCGACGCAGAGAGCGUUCCCAGGCGCAGCACCCACUCGUCGCGCAGGCACCAGCCGUCAUCCUCCAUAUCCUCGAGGCCUGCAAACGAUCAUGACUUCAUUGGCGGAUUCUCCCCAAGUCUGAGCACGCCGGAGAGCCUGCCGAUGCAGAUGCCCAGUCCGCAUGCGCCGUCACCAAGACCUGAACCCAUACCAGAAGAUACGGGCGAACCUGAUCCCCCUCCGCCCGCGCAGUCCCCGCCUCCCGUACAGCCUGCAGUGCCCGCUAGCGUGAAGCGUUACUCACUUGUCGACAAGCCUACGCCGCCGCUGCCCCCUCCCAUGAUCAUCCAACCGGACAGUCCAAAUGAGGCGUCGUCGGAGAAGCCCUCAACGCCGCCUCCCCCAGAGACACCUCCCGCUAUAGAGCAGUCUCCGGCUAUCGCGAGCUCGCUGGCGGCUCUGAAGAAGAGCGACACCCUUGAACGUCGUGCGUCGAAGCGGUUCUCGACGUACCACAUCACCCGAAUGACGGGCAGUGGACGGGGCCCACCUGAACGAGGGACGCCUUCAAGACACGCGUCGAAUCGCAGGUCACUCGCUGCUGGGCCAACCCUUACGCCGGGUGAUCUGGCAGUCCUCACGGAGGUGGACGACGAAGAAGGGCAGACUACACCCGACGCAUCUCGUGCCCCCUCUCAGAACCGCUUCUCGCGAACAUCAACCCCGGACGCGAAGCCCGCGACCCCACCAGUACCUCCAUUGCCUGGCACUCCUGCGAAGACGCCCGAGCCGGUGUUGCCAUCUGUUAACGGCGUAUCGGAGGACAAGGCUCCGCAGAGAAAGUCCGUGCCGGGCGCGUUCACGGUGUUCCUGCAGGUCGGGCGGGAGGUGAAGAAGGCCACGAUUGAGCGCGGGUUGUCUGUCUCGUCCUUGCGCAUGCUGUUCGUCGACCGCUUCGCGUACAAUCCGGGGCAGGAGAACUUCCCAGCGAUCUACAUUCGUGAUCCUUCGAGCGGAGUGCAGUAUGAGCUUGAAGACAUGGAGGAAGUCACUGAGAAAUGUCUGCUGUCGCUGAACAUUGAACCCUUGGACCAGAUCAAGCAGCACAUCGACACCCAGAUGGGCUCGCUGGCUCAGGAAAUUAAGGAGCUCCGAAGUACUGUGGCUGCGAAUGCCAACCGUAAUUCGCAGCAUCUCCCCACCAUCAUCGCUCAGCCCAUGGCCGAAAGCACUCCACGGCCAUCGGAUAAGCAGUUCCAGAGCGUCGCGCGCCGUUUGUCCCGCUUUGUGGCCCCGGAUGGCCAUUCACAUUCCUCGGACAUGUCAUCCUUCCCAUCGCCGGCGCAGCGCGCCAUCAUGCCGCAGAUGACGGGACAGUCGUUGCAGCCGCAAAUGACCGGCAUGUCCGAAUACACAUCGCGCGUCGUUUCCGACCUCAAGACGCAGUUCGACGAGGUGCAGAACUUGCGGCGCGAUCUCGGCGUCAUGCGCCAGCUUUACACCGAGUUCAUGAAGCAGACGAAGGAUACGCUGGGCACUCUACGUUCGCAGACGCACUCUGUCAAAGAGCUUGCCUCGCAGAACGUCGGCGGUGCACGCGCGUACAUCGACACCGGAAAGACCAAGCUCGACGGCCGCUCGCAGAACGUGCUCACCGAGAUGGACAAGCUGCAGGACGCGGUCGAGGCCGUCAAGGAGGACGUCGUGAAGCGGAACGCGCUGCCGAAGAACAUGUUCUGGAAGAACCUCAGCAAGGACAUCGAGAAGCUCGGCGCGGAGCUCGAGGCGCUGAAGGAGCACGUCAACACGGUCCGGCCGAUGUGGAAGAAGACGUGGAGCGAGGAGCUCGCGAACAUCGUCGAGGAGCAGCAGUUCCUGACACACCAGGAGGAGCUCAUUGCGGACCUGUUCGACGACUUCAAGGCCGUGGGGGAGAUGUAUGGGCAGGUCGACCAAAUCAUCUCCUUGCGCGGCUCUGGCUCUCGGGGCCCGCGCAAGAUGGGCUUCAAGCCGCCGCCGAUGGACGAGGGGCACACUGGGCUGUCGACUGUCAUGCUCGAGAUCCGCGGCGCUGCGGUCGACCCUGAGAAGCGGCUGAAGGCGAUCGAGGCCAGCCAGCAGAAGCGCGAGAAGGAGAUGGCGGGGCGCACGGACGAGCUGCAGGCCGAGCUGCAGGACUUUGUCGGGCAGAAGAAGCUGAAGAUGACGGGCGGGGCGGAGGAGGCGGAGCGCGUGCGGCAGAAGCGGAACGAGCAGACGCUCAAGGCGAUGUUUAAUGGGACCGGGUCGUCUGUCAUGGCCGGUGCGAACGAGAUGGGGGCGGUCGAGCCGUAGUAGUAGUCGUGAGAUCUGAUUCCUAUGAGGGUCUUGAGAUGCGAACUAUCCUCGUCUAUGUUCUGGUUGCGAUUUUUGUGUUGCAAGUACUUAUGUAUGUAGUUUAAACCUUUCGUCUGUACUCAUUUUACGCUCGCUUGCAUAUUCGGCUCUAUGCUACUAUUGUUGACUGAAUGAUAUCUCUCUUCGCAUGUCA
Molecule: messenger RNA, 3071 nt
Organism: Schizophyllum commune H4-8
Lineage: Eukaryota; Fungi; Basidiomycota; Agaricomycetes; Agaricales; Schizophyllaceae
Product: AIP3-domain-containing protein
Exons: 3
Coding region: 65-2875 (936 amino acids)
Biological process (GO): establishment of cell polarity
Cellular component (GO): cytoplasm; cell tip
Molecular function (GO): cytoskeletal regulatory protein binding
Source: RefSeq, a predicted model, not a curated record